This is a messenger RNA of Vitis vinifera (wine grape), 726 nucleotides long. Its product is annotated as protein yippee-like At4g27740. Lineage: Eukaryota; Viridiplantae; Streptophyta; Magnoliopsida; Vitales; Vitaceae. The coding region runs from base 295 to 615 and encodes 106 amino acids. The transcript has 2 exons. The record is from RefSeq and is a predicted model, not a curated record.
UUAGACUAUUGUCAACACCUAAUCCUUAUCUUGUCAACUAUCCUCAAUUUUCCAUCUCCUUUUAUGUAUUUUCUCAGCUGCCAGUCAAGAGAUUCCUGAUCAAAUCCUUAUAAAACCCUCCAACUUUCACCAUUGUUUCUCAUCUCUGAGAGCAGAACCCUCAAAACCCAUCUCUCAUGUAUGAGGAUCUAGCAUCCCCUUUAGUACUUUGCAAAUUUUUUUUCAUAGAUUGGUAGUUUAAGUUCCCAAUUUCCUUCCCAAAAUUCAUUCAAUUGGUGGUUAUUUUUCAGUUCAAUGGGGGAAUUUCCUGGUCAUCGUCCUACCUUCAGCUGCAGGAAUUGCAGAAACCCCGUUGCUUUCUGGCAAGACCUCAUUUCUAAAGAUUUUUGGGGAAAAUCUGGGCGAGCAUUCUUGUUCCACCAUGCAAUGAACAUAGUUGUGGGGGAAAAGGAGGAGAAGCAGCUCAUCACUGGACUUUUCACCAUAGCCAACAUCUCUUGCAGCAACUGUGGGGAGGUGAUGGGUUGGAAGUAUGUGCAGGCUUAUGAGCCAAGGGAGAGGUACAAGGAGGGGAAGUUCAUAAUUGAAAGAGCCAAGAUUGUUAAGGAAUACUAGUAGUAUUUAAAGGCCCCAUUUGAGGGUAUCAUUGUAAUAUUUAUAUCUAAAGAACCAUGCCUUAAACUUGUGUUUUAGAUGCAUAUGGUCUUUUGGUCUUUCCUAGCGGAA